AUGGUAGUUGUCAACAAGAAACAAUUCUAUGCAGGCAUGCAGCAGCCCACCCACACGCUGGACAAACCUUACAAGGACCAGUCACACGACAGCGCGCGGAAUUACAUCACCGGCUAUUCCCUCCUCACAUACACCAACCGCUCAAAGAUCAUCAACUCCGUCAUCGCCCUCAUAAUCUUCUGGCUCAGCUUCGGCGCUUGCUGUGUCACCCUUGGCAGGUCCUACAAGAACAGCAAGAUGCCCUCCAAUAUCAUCUCCUACUCACUGGAGCCCUGGGACGAGUACAGUUCGCUGGAGAACACACUGAAGGCCUUCACCAACACAUCCUCCACCAUCAAAGACAACGUCAAGGCCCUCUGGUACUGGUCGCUGUGUGAUCAGUACAUCACCACCGGCAGGGUGCCCAAGAGCACCGACAAGAUGGCGCUGGAGGUGGUCUCGGCCUCGAACCCGGUCUACAUGCCCGGCGGCUGCAACUGCAUCGCGCAGGUCGCCCACGCCAUGGGGGAUGGAUGGCUCUACGAAUCAGCCACCAACCCAACCAAAGGAGAGGUCAAGGAGAUGCUCAACUUCUGCACCUACGAGGGGAGCAUGCCGCAGACCAUGAAGGUCAGCAGCAAGCCGUACCGCACCAUGUUCUUCAUCUACGGCUUCCUCCUCCUCGCCUCCUCCUCGAUCAUCAUCGCGAACUUCAUGCACGACGUCCUCGUCCUGGCACUCAAGGACAGAAGAGAACAGGCGCCGCAAGGGAGCUUGACCGUCGUCUUUGGCGCCGAUACGAUCAAGAAGGUUGCAAGCUACCUCAACGUCAAGCUCAUCCUCGUGACAUUGAUGUGCACUAUCAUAUUUCUCGUUAUGACAAUCCUACUGCUGACCACGAGCAAGGGAGCGCCCGACGACGCAAAGCAUCCGGCGGACCUGCUCGCCGGCAUAUUCAUCGCCAUCGGCAGCGCCAUCAUCCUCCUCUUCGUGACCCCAUACGUCUUAUACGGCGGGUCCUCCGAUAAUAUCGCACGCAUCGUGGAGAGGUUCGCCAGGAAUGAGGUGGAUGCCGGUAUCAAGUUCAUCCGAGAAGAACAUGAGAUCACCUACAAGAACUCCGACAUCCUCAACGCCCAGGGGCAGAUCGAGCAGCUCUGGACGGACGUCAUCUCCAUCCCGGCGGUGGUGGCCCUUACCGUCGCCGUAUGCAUCAUGAGGCAAUGGACGGACUUCGAUAUCAUCAUGUUCAACGUCAUCCUGGUCUUCCUCCUCCUCAUCUUCGCCACGGCAAGCAACUGGGUGACCUGCCACUGGACCAGGGUGGCCAGUUUCACGAAAGCAUACGCGAAAACCGUCUCCACGACCGACAGCACGAGGCAAGAAAAGCUAAAUACCAUCGGGGAGACCCUCAACAGCUUCUACCAGGGCUACAAAAACAUCAUCACGGUUACCCAGAUCUUCAUCCUGCUUGCACUGGUGUUCACGGCCACCCCCAGCAGCGACGUCAACCACUACAACUACCUCGCCAUGUACAACUGGAUCUACUUUAUGGGAUUCCUCUUCCUGAUCUACAUGGCCCCGGACAUCUGGAAUGACAUGCAGCAGCUGAAGCUCCACAACGUCACCGCCAUCAAGCAGCUCAUGCUCAACCUCCUCAGCUUCACCGUCUUCAUCACCGUGAGCUACACCGAGUUCUGGAACAAGUCGCUCAACCAGGACCCGCUGCUCAGGGAUAACACGAUCGCCCCCAUGUCUCUGCAGAAGGCCUACGACAUCCUAGACUUCCAGAUGUUCAUGAUGCAGAACCCACACCUCAUCACCGACCUCGAGUGGCACGAGCUCGGGGCCAUCAGCGACAGGAUGGAGAGCAGGAUCAGGCUCAACGAGAGCAAGGCGUGGAAAUUCUGGAAAGACGUCAAGAAGAGGGCGACGGAAGCCGGGAAGGCGGCGUACGAGAAGGGACGAGCCGCCGCGAAUCGGGCAAGGCGGGCAUGGGGCAGGCAACCCGCACCCGCCCAGGCCGGCCCCUCCCAGCCAGUGCAUCCCAUGCCUCCCCCGGAGCAGAUGAUCGCCCCCCCUCCUCCCGGGCCCCCACCCGAGGUCCCACAGGAGUACGGCCCGGCACCCCCACCGCCGGGGUACCUACCGCCGCCACCCAACCAGGAGACAUACGGCCCGCGCCCAGAUCCGGAGGCGUACAUGCCGCAGCAGCCACAAGAGAUGCAAGACCCCAACCACAUCCCACAGCAGCGUGGGCCUCCUCCAGAGUUCAUCGUACCCGACGGGGGCGUCCUCCUCAUACCAGCCCACCACGCCCCCUACGCCUACCCGCCACCCCCACCCGGGGCCGUGGAGGGCAUCUCCUCACCCUUUCUCACCAUCUUCAACCAGAACCCGAGGCACCAAAUCCCAAGGCCUGUAACAAGGAUAUAA
Molecule: messenger RNA, 2415 nt
Organism: Guillardia theta CCMP2712
Lineage: Eukaryota; Cryptophyceae; Pyrenomonadales; Geminigeraceae
Exons: 2
Coding region: 1-2415 (804 amino acids)
Source: RefSeq, a predicted model, not a curated record